UUUUUCCACUUCUCUCCCUCCCCCUUCCGUUUCUAUUUGUGAAGGGAGGAGGAAGGCAGAGGCGGGCUGGUGUCUCUGGCCGGGGACUGGAAUUUCAUCUGAAUGACUGCCCCUGCGCGCACGCACUGCCCCGGAGUCGGCCCGCCUGCGCCCCGCAGCCCGCACCCUGCCGGCCAGCCGGGGGGCGCCUGCGCUGCGGCCCGGGGACCGCCAGGUCGCCUCUCUCUCCCGCUCCCGAUCUAGCCGAUCUCGGCGCGGCUGCUACCGCUUCCCCGGCUUCUCGGACCCCGGACGAGAGUUGUGAGGUGCUGCGCGGGCGCGCCGGGAGGGAGCCUCAUCGCCGCUGCCGCCGCCGCCGUCGCCGUCGUCGCUGCAGGAAGUGUGCGGCUCCCGGGCUCUGUCCGCUGCGGGGCGCGCCCCAAUGUCAGACGCGAAGCCGGGCGCAGGCCGCGGGCCGCCGCUGGCCUAGCCGCGCGGACCGGGGGGGGCGGCCUCUUAUAUGGAAUUUGGACCCCGGCGCUCCCCUCCAGGGCUGGUGUCCCGGCCGCGGCCCUGGCGCAGUCCGCCGCCUCCCGCUAGGCGCUCGGGAGGAGGAGGAGACGAAGCCGGCUGCGCGCGCGGCGGGAGGACCGAGGCUCCCUCCUGUGGGGGGCAGGCGCGCGGAAGGCGCUGGUGACUGAGCGACUGUCGAGGCUGCCUGGGGCCGGAGCUCGGGGCUCGGUGGGCCUGCAGCUGCACGGGACGGACCCCCAGUGUUGGGCACUUGGGGAGGCCUGCCCGGGCCCCCUGCCCGCGGCCGCCAUGGCGGAGAAUUGGAAGAACUGCUUCGAGGAGGAGCUCAUCUGCCCCAUCUGCCUGCAUGUCUUCGUGGAGCCGGUGCAAUUGCCGUGCAAACACAACUUCUGCCGGGGCUGCAUUGGCGAGGCGUGGGCCAAGGACAGCGGCCUGGUACGCUGCCCGGAGUGCAACCAGGCCUACAACCAGAAGCCGGGCCUGGAGAAGAACCUGAAGCUCACUAACAUCGUGGAGAAGUUCAACGCCCUGCACGUGGAGAAGCCGCCGGCGGCGCUGCACUGCGUGUUCUGCCGCCGCGGCCCCCCGCUGCCCGCGCAGAAGGUCUGCCUGCGCUGCGAGGCGCCCUGCUGCCAGUCCCACGUGCAGACGCACCUGCAGCAGCCCUCCACCGCCCGCGGGCACCUCCUGGUGGAGGCGGACGACGUGCGGGCUUGGAGCUGCCCCCAGCACAACGCCUACCGCCUCUACCACUGUGAGGCCGAGCAGGUGGCCGUGUGCCAAUACUGUUGCUACUACAGCGGUGCGCAUCAGGGACACUCGGUGUGCGACGUGGAGAUCCGGAGGAAUGAGAUCCGGGCUCUGACUCUCAAGCUGACAGCAGCCCCCUGUGCAUGUUGGACUGGUGUGGGGACCUGCUGGAAGGACAAAGCGCUGGGGGCAAGGAGAGCCAGCAUCUCCCUUCCAGCUGGGUCCAACCGAGAGUCUGAGAGAGCUAGCAAGGACUUCAGCAGCCUAGCUCUCAGCGUCAAGAAUAAAGGAAGGGGUAGCUGCCCUUCAUGUCCCCAAAUGCAGAAGAUGCUGAUGAAGCAACAGGACCGUCUGGAGGAGCGAGAGCAGGACAUUGAGGACCAGCUGUACAAACUUGAGUCAGACAAGCGCCUGGUGGAGGAGAAGGUGAGCCAGCUGAAGGAGGAGGUGAGGCUGCAGUAUGAAAAGCUGCACCAGCUGCUGGACGAGGACCUGCGGCAGACGGUGGAGGUCCUGGACAAGGCCCAGGCCAAGUUCUGCAGCGAGAAUGCAGCGCAGGCGCUGCACCUCGGGGAGCGCAUGCAGGAGGCCAAGAAGCUGCUGGGCUCCCUGCAGCUGCUCUUCGACAAGACAGAAGACGUCAGCUUCAUGAAGAACACCAAGUCUGUGAAAAUCCUAAUGGACAGGACCCAGACCUGCACGGGCAGCAGCCUUUCUCCCCCUAAGAUCGGCCACUUGAACUCCAAGCUCUUCCUGAAUGAGGUGGCCAAGAAGGAGAAGCAGCUGCGGAAGAUGCUAGAAGGCCCCUUCAGCACACCGGUGCCCUUCCUGCAGAGCGUCCCCCUGUACCCUUGUGGCGUGAGCAGCUCUGGGGCGGAAAAGCGCAAGCACUCAACGGCCUUCCCUGAGGCCAGUUUCCUAGAGACGUCGUCAGGCCCUGUGGGCAGCCAAUAUGGGGCAGCGGGCACAGCCAGCAGCGAGGGCCAGUCAGGGCAGCCCCUGGGGCCCUGCAGCUCCACGCAGCACUUGGUGGCCCUGCCGGGCGGCGCCCAACCAGUGCACUCAAGUCCUGUGUUCCCCCCAUCACAGUAUCCCAAUGGCUCCGCCACUCAGCAGCCCAUGCUCCCCCAGUAUGGCGGCCGCAAGAUUCUCGUCUGUUCUGUGGACAACUGUUACUGUUCUUCCGUGGCCAACCACGGUGGCCACCAGCCCUACCCCCGCUCCGGCCACUUUCCCUGGACAGUGCCCUCGCAGGAGUACUCACACCCGCUCCCACCCACACCCUCCGUCCCCCAGUCCCUUCCUGGCCUGGCGGUCAGAGACUGGCUCGACGCCUCCCAGCAGCCUGGCCACCAGGAUUUCUACAGGGUGUAUGGGCAGCCGUCCACCAAACACUACGUGACGAGCUAACGCCACGCAGGCAGUGGGGCGCUGGGGAAUCUUCCCUCCCAGCCCCCCAGUGGCUCGGGAAUUAUGCAUCCAGAGACCUGCCCUUCUACCUUCCUGUCUUCCCUCCCUUCCUCCUUCAUCUCCCCCCAAGUCUUUUCCUUUUGGAUUUUGUUUUGUUUUGGGCUUUGUUUUUGAUUUUUCUUUUUCUUUUCUUUUCUUUUUUUUUUUAAUGAAACUCCUGGACGCAGAGGUGACAGUGAGAGCUGGCCUGGGCUGGGCUGCAGGUGGCCCUGGAGUUGAGAAAACGUCUACUUCAAGGCAUUGAGCUCUCUCUCUGUCUCUCCUUUUUUCUUCCACUCCUUCCCCUUCCCACCCCUGUGGCUGGAAGGAGCCUCAGCCUCCUCUAAAGCCUUGGGGGAUCCAACCCUCCUCACCCAGCCCUGGGAGGAAGGACCAGUGUGCCCACUGGCCCACUUCUCCUCUCGUUUUUCUUUUGGGCAGUUUGAUCACUGACUAAGAAAUGACCUGUAGAUUGUGGGGCUUUUUUUUUUUUUUUAAUUUUUUUAAACCAAGAAUGAUUUCUCCUGCUUCCUUCUUCUCAACAUCCUCCCAGAUGGAGUUCAAAGGCCACUUCUCAAGCAGCUUUUGGCAUCUUCAGCCUCAGAGUGGAAUCUUAAAGACAGGAACCCCAUGUCCAGGAAAGGGGAAAAGGAACUUUGCCAAUGAUAGUGACCACAGCAAAAGCAAAUAAUAAUAAUAUUAAUAAUAAUAAAGAGAAAUAAAAGAAAUAAUAAAAUAAAAAACCCUAGCACAGCCCUUGUUGAGGUCAGUGGGGGAGGAGCGGCUGCCCCGUGUUGGGUCCUUGCCUGGAUUUUGAAACAGCAACUUCCUGUAGGGAGCACUUUGUAUGAAUCGUGGACUUCCUGUUCUCAAGGCACAGGUAUUUCUUCUGUAAUCUGUCUAGAGCACACACCGAAAUCCAACCUUCUAAUAAACAUGAUGGCGCAGUCCCA
Messenger RNA from Ailuropoda melanoleuca (giant panda), 3665 nucleotides. RefSeq names its product tripartite motif containing 8 (gene TRIM8). NCBI's taxonomy places the organism in Eukaryota, Metazoa, Chordata, Mammalia, Carnivora, Ursidae. The record is from RefSeq and is a predicted model, not a curated record. The transcript has 8 exons. The coding region runs from base 802 to 2673 and encodes 623 amino acids.